UCGGCGGCUGGUCUCCCAGAAAGUCAGUUCUUCCCUAUAUUCUCAUAUACUGACUAUCCUUUUCAACGCGUUGAACUCUCUCGUUCGAUCUUCCAUUAGUAUCUACAUUUCCUUUACUGUCAAGAGAUCUGCCGGCCAGACUACUCAGCUAUCUAAUCACUACUGUUAAUAAUUGCUGCUGUCUGUCCCUGUCGACAUGAAGUACCUGUUAUCGCUCGCCUGCCUGGCAACCUCCAUAUUGGCGGCGCCAGCACCUCCGCAAGGCACGUUUGAAUGGACUCCCACGUUGGCGGGAUACAUGGAUGUCGUCUUCCAGUAUAUUCAGCAAGCCAAAGCCGGGGGGGCGUCACCCACAUGCGAUCUCUCAAAGGCUGCCAUGCCUGUUGCGCCCACACCACUACCGGCACCGUCUGGCCUGACACUUGAGCAUGUGGCCUUAGGGAGAGGGGUGCAGAACUAUACCUGUCCCAACGCCACAGCGACGCCAGCCGCGGUCGGGGCAGUUGCACGUUUCUACAACGUAUCGUGUGUAGCAUCUGACUGGGCCGAUCUUCUUCCGAUCAUGCCCAACCUAGCUCUGCAAUAUCCCCUGCCGUCUGAUCCCAAUGCUCCACUGGAACCAUCAAACCUCGCUCUGUCGACUCACCACUUCUUCUCAAACACUACCACACCAGUCUUCGCGUUCGACGCUCCUACAUCUCCCGAUCUCGGGACUAUUUUCGCCCAGAAGACCAGCUCUUCGGAUGCUCCAGCGAAUGCGGUCGUUGGAGCCAACGGCCAAGGACAUGGUGCAGUGGGCUGGCUGUACCUGACCUCUCGAGCAGAUACAGUCGGCGACAUCAAGGCUGUUUACCGAUUGGACACUGCUGGAGGAAACCCGCCAGCAACAUGUCAGGGCCAGCCUUCGGCGUUCAGUGUUGAUUAUGCGGCAGUUUAUUGGUUCUACAAAUGAGUUGCGGCUUACAAGUCGCAGUGAACAGGCGUUUGGGCGGGGGCUUUUGCUGGGAGAUUUUCUCAAAAUUCACUCUAGAUUCUUGAUGGGCCAAUAUACGUACUUCGAGUAAUGUAAGGCUAUGGUAGUACAUAGGCGCAUAGUGUAGCUCCGUAUGUUUUCAACAAUGACAUAUUUCAA
Exophiala xenobiotica is the source of this 1132-nucleotide messenger RNA. RefSeq lists its product as uncharacterized. The record is from RefSeq and is a predicted model, not a curated record. The transcript is spliced from 2 exons. The coding region runs from base 197 to 952 and encodes 251 amino acids. Lineage: Eukaryota; Fungi; Ascomycota; Eurotiomycetes; Chaetothyriales; Herpotrichiellaceae.